This is a messenger RNA of Daktulosphaira vitifoliae (grape phylloxera), 2692 nucleotides long. RefSeq lists its product as uncharacterized. Lineage: Eukaryota; Metazoa; Arthropoda; Insecta; Hemiptera; Phylloxeridae. The transcript has 6 exons. The record is from RefSeq and is a predicted model, not a curated record. Bases 308 to 2350 code for a protein of 680 amino acids.
AAUCUUGAUUUUCUAUUUUAAAUUAUCAAAAGUAAUUACUACGCAAAUUAUACUCUAGAAUUGAGUUAUCAAUUUAUCAAUUCUCAGUUUAAAGUGAUAGUACUUAUUAGUAGCAAAAUAGAAUAAAUAGUAUUUAUUAAAUACAUAUUUCAUCUAUGGUAGCAAUAAGUAUACUUUUUUGAACUUAGGAUAGACCUAAUAGAUUGAAUUAAAAUUUACCAUCACGGAAAAAACAAAAUUCAAGACCUAUUGAUCCCAGUCAUUCAUCUAAAAGAGAAUACUAUCAUAUUUAGUUAUCAAGUCUAAAAUGAUGAAAAAUUAUGAUCAUCGACUUAAAGGGCGCUUGGAAAAAAUACAAUAUCAAUAUUUCAAUGGACGACCAAAAUGGACUACUGUUCAACUUAGAGAUUUAAAUUUAUAUAUUGCUUAUACUUGUAUGGGAUCACCUUUUGAAAAUGAAAACAAAAUUGAAGAAAUACUCGUUGAAACUAAUAAUGAAAGUAGUGAAUUAUUUAGUUAUUAUUCAUCUGAAAAACAGAAUCAAGUUAAAAUUAUAGUUAAUACUAUUAAAAAAAAAAUUAUUGAUGAUAAAGUUGAAGACAUUGAUGUUGGAGUAACAUUGGUACAUAGUGUUUGUAAAGAUGUGUGUGAAAUAUGUCAAAAAUUUCCUGAUAAAGACAUUCAUUUAUGGAUUAUAUUAAGAAUAAAAAUUAAUAAAAGAAAAUUUUUUUACUAUGAUGUAUCAUUAGGUAGAACAUAUAAAGAUUGGAACAGUUAUUUAAAAAAUAAUACAUUACCCAAAGGUUACAUGUUUUAUCCCAAAACAGGUUUUUAUGAUGAAGCUGACUACUUAAUAAAAGAUUUAACCCCAAGUUCUAAACCAUCAGCAAAAUUAUUAAAUUGUUUGGAUAUAGUAGGGAAAGUGACAUCAUUCACAUCUGGCACUUUACUCGCAGGCAGCUUAUUUUUACCUAUUAUGGCACCUAUUACAUUGCCAGCUGCUGCAGUAGCCACAAGUUCAUCUAUUUGGGAUAUUGGUAGACAAAUAAGUAAUUUAUUUGAUAGAAAUUCUCAUAAUCAAUCAUUAUCAGAUGCUGUAGCUAGAAAACAUUGGUUAGAUCUAACAAUUUCAAUGAUGGGUGUUAUGACAGCACCACUUAGUGCUGGUGUAAAAACUCUUGAAUUAAGUGGUUCUUCAUUAUUAGCAUCACGGUUUGGGAAAACUUUGUUGAUACUACGUACUAGUACUUGUAUAACACAGUGUUCUUUGAGUAUUGUUGGCUUAACAAGUGAUAUAAUUGAUGGAAUUUCAAUGAAGAAAUUGAUAUUAAGUUUUCUGACAUAUUUACGAUUAGAUGUUUUUCUUGUCACUGGAGUUUUAUUUGCCUUGCCAAUAAAUAGAAUAAUUCAAAAUAUUUUUGAAUCUGUUACAGAACGUACUACACUUUCAAAGGAAAUAAUAUACCAAAACAUCUUUCAUAAAAAUAGCAUACCUUAUUGUAUAGUUCAAAAGUAUUUCAAUGAUUGUAUGAAUUUUACAAAAAAACAUAUAAAUGAAUUUUGUGAACAGAUUCAAAAAUUUUUUAAAAAUGAGUUAACUUUUGAGAAACUUAUGAUUGCAUUAAAUGAUAUUAUCCAAGUUUAUGAAGAAUGCAAAAAGAAUAUGGUAAAAGAAAAUUCAUCAUUGGAUGAGCUCCUAAAUUAUGUAAUAAAUCAUAUGGACUUAGAUUUCUUAACACUAAGAGAAAAAGAAGAAGCAAUAUCUAUUCUUGGUGGUGAAAAUAUGAAAAAAUUUCUUUUAUGUGUACCAAAAGAAUAUCUGAACAAAAAAAUGAUCAUUUUUUGCAUUAAUCAAGUACUAUCCAAAGCCAAUUAUUUAGCUUUAGAAUUUACUAAUGUAGUUCAAACAUGUAUGCUGUAUAAUGAAACUGACACUGUAGAAAUAACACACUCAUUUUGUUCAAUUUACAACUUAGAAGAAUGUUGUUUAAAAGAAUAUUUACUCUAUGGUAUAAGAAUUCUCAAAAAUGAUAUACAAGAUCUUUUAAGUCAUUUUUCAGAGUAUGAAAAAAAAAACUAUGAAGAUUUCAAAGUUGACUUUGAAGGUUUUACAAAUAAGAUUAAAAUGUAUCAAAUGAUAGCACCACAUAACAAUUUGGAUUUUGAUACAUGUAAGAGAAUCUCCCAAGUGCUAAUUCCUCGCCAAGAUGGUUACAAUAAUUUUUUGCAUAAAGCUUUUGAAGAAAAUUCGUGUUUGCUAUAUAUAAAUACUGAAGUGUGUAAAAAAACUGUAUUUUUUAAUAUAAAUUCUAAUGGUGACAUAAACCAACUGUAUAUUCUGUUUGUUUAAGCUUAAAUAUUUUUUAAUUAUUAGUUGUAGGACACACACUUUAAAAAAAAUGGCAAUUUUAUUAAAAUUAAAAAAAUAUUAUUAACUACUAAUCUCGUUUAAUUAAUACUUUUACAUUAGAUUACAAAUUUAGUUCAUCAUAAUUUUAUUGAUUGAUAAUUUAUUUUUCAUUAAAAAAAAAUGCUAGAUAAAUAACAAAAUUUAAAUACAUUAUAACUCCAAGUGUAUUAGAUAACUAUGACUUAUUUUAGUAUUUAAUACAAUUUUAAAGUUAUUUUUAUUAUUUUGGAAUAUUAUUAUAUAGACGCCUUAAUUAAAGGAUUAUUAUACAUUUAUUUUUUG